This is a messenger RNA of Musa acuminata subsp. malaccensis (wild Malaysian banana), 4916 nucleotides long. RefSeq lists its product as uncharacterized. NCBI's taxonomy places the organism in Eukaryota, Viridiplantae, Streptophyta, Magnoliopsida, Zingiberales, Musaceae. The record is from RefSeq and is a predicted model, not a curated record.
GAAAGGGUGCAUCUUGUAGUUUUACUGCAAAGGCAGGGUCAAAGUGAUCACCUCCUUAGUUCACUUAGGACGAUGAGAAAAAGAAGGGUGAAGAUAGCAAAGCUUGCAAGAGUCGGUGUGGGAUAGGACAGCUCCCUGAAAACUCCAUUUUCUUUGCCCCUCUUCUCCCUCCCCUCCUCUCUCUCUCUCUCUCUCUCUCUCUCUCUCUAUCCAUCUCUCUCUGGAGUUGCUGGUGCAGGCCUGCUUUUGGUGGAGAACCUGAUGCCUUGGAUGGGCAUCAAAUCAGGUGAGGAGAGGAAGAAGGUUAGCUCUUCUUCUGUGGGGACUUGGUGUUCUAUUUGUUUCUUUUGAGGGGUUGCUUGGGAGUUAAUAUCCUUUGUUAUGCUGGAGGCUAAGCAUAAGAGAAAGCCCAGUAGCAGCACAACGCUUGGGCUUGUACUGUUGGAAGAUCUAGGGAUAACUGACAAGGCCUUCCUCAGAUGUUAUCGAUUGAUAACCCUUCAGAUCCUUCAUGUUCCUCCAAUCUUUCAGCACUGAACUCUCAUGAGGGGGCUUCUGAAAAGCUUGACAGCCAGGAGGCAAAAACAGUAGUCCUCCAAGAUAAUCCAACCUCCAAUUUCUCUAUUAGAGAUUAUGUUCUUGCAUCAAGGAACAAGGGCAUCGAGUCAAGUUGGCCCUUUCCGCAGCAGUUCCUGCAACUCUGCGUGAAACAUGGUUCCAAACCUAUAUUGCCACCUUUCGAACCUCCUCAUUUGGUGAGAACCCAGUGCGUAAGCAAGCCGGCAGAACCUCAGCCAGUUGCAUGCUCAGAACCUGACAGUAUCUUAGCAGAUGAUGUUUUGCUUGAGCCUUUAUGUGUUAGUCCCUUCGGUAGGAAGCCUGCUAGUGUCAGAUCAAAGUUACACUUGCCACUAAAGGAGAUCAUUCCAAACUCUUCAGACCCAGCAGUAUCAUCUGAGGUUGGGAACACUACAGUGAAUGAAAGAACAAAAUUGGAUGAACUGAUCCAUCUUGAUGCAAAAAACACCUUGACGGUGAGAACUCAUCAUCCAACUGAAGAAACUACUAACAGGAUUUCUGAAGAUACUGUCCUGGUGGCAGAAAGUGGAAGUGCUUCUGAAAUACCAUCGGAAUUAUGUGCUCCUGAACCUAGCCAAAAUUCUGACAAGUUAUGCAAGCCUUUGGAAAAGAAGUGCAGGUUGAAAAUUAAAUUGGGUGCCAUUUCGAAGACCAGCCAGCUGGACAACAUAGCAUCUUAUAUCAAAGUUUCAGAUCCUAUGGCUUCAAAAGUUUGCCCAGUUUGUAAGAUAUUUUCUUCUACUUCCAACACCACUUUGAAUGCUCACAUGGAUCAGUGUCUCUUCGUGGAGUCUAAUACAAAAAAUAUUUUGGGUGAACUCCCAAAAUUUAAAGUCAAACAAAGGAAGAAGAGGUUGAUGGUAGAUAUUUACACGACAGCUCCCUGUUGCACUCUCGAAGACCUUGAUAGGAGGAAUGGUACAAACUGGGCAGUGGAACUCGCUUUGCUGGCUGCACCAACUACUGAUGUUGGUAAUGGGACCAAGAGAGCCAAGUUGUCAACAAUGGAAUCUAUAGAUGACGGGAAUGAAUCUGCAGUUUAUGUUGAUUCAAGUGGCAUGAAAGUAAGGAUUCUAUCGAAGUUUCAUGAUGCACCAUUGGAGAACAACCUUAAGUUGAGGAAGCAUGCAAGAGACGUGAAGGCACUCAAAAGUGUUUUGAAUGGGAAGAAAAAGAAUUUCAAAUCAAAAUACUCCAAGAGUAUGGAAGUGAAGACACAGAAAAGUAAAAUGUCAUUCAAGUUUAUAGCCACACCUGAAGGAGAUCAUAGGUCAGCCGAUCAACAGCAUAGUGAAACUCAGACAUAUAAAUCAUACUCAGAAAACCAAGUCAAGAACACUGCUGCAACUUCAAGGCAAUGGGUGCACACUAUACAGCCAGAUCUUGAAAAAGGUCUCAUCAAUAAAGGCAGGAAUAUCAGCUUGGAGAGGACUGUCUCUGUAAAUAGGACCAUACUUGCAGAGAAUAGCCAAUCAGAUCCAUGCAACUCUUCUGCUGUAGAUUGUCACCAGAAUAAUUUCUCUAGGUCAUCUGAAGUCGAUACUGGUUCCCCAAAAAUGAAGAGAAUUGAUUGUCUGUAUAAUGACUUCGACCGCAUGAAUGAUGUGAAGGUUAAGUCUUCAGAACCACUUGCUUCCAGUUCCAGACAUUCCUCAAAAGGUACCAAAGCUCUCCUCAAAUUGUCAAAGUCAGUUGAUAAUUGCCAAUCUCUGAAAACCAAGUCAGUGGAGGAUGACUCGAGCGUGCAAACUAAGUACAAUAAGUUUUCUAAUUUGGCAAUGAGACCACUGGAAUGCUCCCCUUCCAUGUUGAAUGAAGCUACUGUCACUUCAAAGAAGAACAUUUUAGUAAAGAGAUCAUACUUCCAUUUGGAAGGAAGGAGAGGUGAAGCAAUUCAGAGACCCUCUAUGUUCCUCAAGUUUCGUAAGCACAGAUCCAUUUUGAGAACUGGUAAGAGAGGACCAUCAUAUUUGCCACCCAUGAAUGGAGUGCAUGGACCUACCAGAAGUUUUGGUCUUAAUAUUACAAGGAAAAACAGAACAUUAUGCACUCGUCAGUCUGGUCUGUCAAGUAAGUUCAUAAGGUCUGAAUCAAAAGUCAUGAACCAAGGGUCUCCAAGCCAAAGCAAUAUCCCAGAAUAUGAGAAACAGGAAUCCCCAGACACGUUGGAAGAGCAGAAACACAAUAGAUUGAAUGUGCUGGCACUGAGACCUGGAUGCCAUGAUCCUCAAAUUGAAGAUUCAGAUAUGCAAAUAGAAGUUCCAGAUUCUGAAGCUGCAGAAAAAGUUGUUGCUGAUGACUUUGUGAACGCAGAUAGCCUAACUUUCAGCACCCAAUCAUACUCUUGCCCAUGUGCAGAUGAUGUACAGUCUAUUUCUGGAAAUGAAGUCCAUGUAGUACAACACUUUAAACAAAGAUCUGAUCAGCAAGAAACCGUUUGCGAUGAUGUAUCUUGUAAUGAAAUUGACCACCAAGAUAUUCAAAUAGUUGAAGCUGCAGAUAGAGGUGUGGAAGACUCUUGUGCGGUUCAACCUACAGAUUGUCAGGCUGAAAUCACGUCCGUUCAAGAUUCUAGUGGUUGUUUAAGUACUCACCGGGAUGUGGAGCUUGAAGUACCUCGUAAAAGCCCAUCAGUAACCUCAUUCGUAGUGACAGCAGAUCAUGAUUUGUCUGGUGACAGUGGACCAUCUGGAUCACCACUUUCUACUGGAUCAACCAUAUCCCUAACAUCUUCAGAAGACUCCAGACUUAAAGACUCAGCGGAAGAACCCUCACUGAGAGCCAUUGCUGUUCAAGAUAGAUUGUGCUUAGCCUCACAAACUGCUGGAAGCAUCAGAGCAGCUGAACAAAGAAUGUCUAGUGGGAGGAAUGAAGAGCUUAAGGAAGAUCUUCCAUCAAAAGUACCUGGGGUUGGACAGCCUUUCUGCUGUUCAUGUUGGGAGAGCAUCUCAAAAGAUUCACAAUUAUCGAGGCAAAAUGGAACUUCCAGGAAAUCCAAGGCAAGUCAGAUCUCCAAUCUGUUCAUCGGACCAAGUAUCUCUUCCUCUUUUGGUACAUAUCCAAAUUGGAGAACUGUUCUUCCAGCCAACCCCGGAUUGGAAUCAUCUGAUCUGUCCAUUUCCAUGAACAAUUCACUGGAUUCUGCUGCAAAGUAUCCAACCUGCAUUGAUUUAGGUUCUCCAAGCCCAUCACCUCAGUCUCAGAACAAGUCCACUUCCAAUCCUGUACUGCGGUUGAUGGGUAAAAACCUAACGGUUGUGACCAGUGAGCAGCUUGUGCAACCUCAAAUUACUGCUUUAGACUUUACACCGAAUAUGAAUUCUGUGUCUCCUGGAUUUUCUUCGACCAACAACCUCUUGAAGAAAGAGGGUUCUGCACAGCACUAUGAUCAGCUAUGGUUCGGGUCUCCAGCCAUUGGCCAAGCUCUAUCAACUGGUGAUCACCAAAUGCUUCCACAUUUGUCUAUUGUGGAAAUGGGCGGUAUUGCAAGGUCCCCAUUUUAUAGUUGGACAACAAAAACAGACCAACAGACUUGGCAGGCGAAACCUACCGAAAGGCCAAACUUCUCUCAAGCUUUAAUGGAUGCAAGUAUUGUCACUGAUGACCCUCACUUCGGACAGGAGAAUGAACUCAAAGGCUUGGUUGCGGGUACAGCAAACUCUUUACUGCUUGCAUCUGGUCCAAGUCCUUCGCUUCAGAGAUCUUUCUCUUACUUUUCAUCAGAAAGCCAAACUAGGAAUAUCUCAGGAGGACCAGGGUCCUUGUUCCCUAAUUGUUUGCACCAAAAGGAUGAUGCCAGUCUCUUGAAUCAAAGAAUCAAUUCAGAAGGUCAGGGGCACCUUCUACUUGGCCCUUCUAUUUUCCAGUCACCUACAUCAGGUCAAAUGGCCCCAACAAUGUAUUAUCCUCCGCUCCUGCGAUGAUCCUGAUCGUGUAAAAAUGCCUGUAUAACAGCUUAACAUCAAGGUUCAGGUAGCAGCUACAUUCAUCGCCAGCUCACAUUCCUGAAACCAAACAUGUUCACAGAUAGCUACCAAAUACACCCAGAAACAAUUGAGCAACUUCAUCUUUCGAUAUGGUUCUUUAGCGGUGGGGAUGUAUCUGGUUGACAAUACAGGACGAUGCUGGCAAAGAUCUGACUGUCGAGUUUUUGCUAGGUAUGUAUUUAGUUUGAGACUCUGAAGGCAUCAUCAGCCAACAUAAAAGCUUUUGUAUUCCGGGAAGUCGUAACCUUUAGCUUUGAUCAAGAAAUAUGUAUAUUUGCAUGAUCCAUGCAUCUAACUAUAUCUUUUAACUGGCAAUAAUACUCCAACUAUCGCGUGUUUUUUAUCCUCCAA